This is a messenger RNA of Anopheles nili, 940 nucleotides long. RefSeq names its product mediator of RNA polymerase II transcription subunit 29 (gene ix). Gene Ontology annotation, biological process: regulation of transcription by RNA polymerase II. Lineage: Eukaryota; Metazoa; Arthropoda; Insecta; Diptera; Culicidae. The record is from RefSeq and is a predicted model, not a curated record. The transcript has 3 exons. The coding region runs from base 1 to 708 and encodes 235 amino acids. Gene Ontology annotation, cellular component: mediator complex. Gene Ontology annotation, molecular function: transcription coregulator activity; transcription factor binding.
AUGAUGAACCAAAUGGGAAUGAUGAUGCAGCAACAAGGCGUCGGUGUGCCAGGAGGCCCAGGUGGUGUGGGCGGUGUUGGAAUGCCAGGUCCCGGCGGAGUCGGAGUGUCUCCGGGAAUGAUGCAGUCCCCUCAAAUGCAACAAGCUCAACAGCAGCAAGUACAGCAGCAGCAGGUUCAACAACAGCAGCAGCAAGUGCAACAACAGCAAGCGCAACAACAAGCCCAACACCAGCAACAGGCGCAGCAACAACAACAGCAACAUAACCAAGCUGCUCAGGCUCAACAAACUGAGAAGGUGGAUAACAUUGCAAAGGUGAAGGUGUUGGUGGGCCCUCUUCGAGACGCCUUGUCUACAUCCAUCAAAACGGCCGCCCAACUGAUACAGCAAAACACUCUUGCGGAUGCUGGAUCCAAAGCGGUAGAUCUGAACAAUGGGCCACGAUUUGACAAACAUCUCGAGGAGUUUUAUUCGAUUUGUGAUCAGAUCGAGCUAAACUUGAAAACAGCAAAGCUCUGUAUGCAACAGUGCACCUCAUCGCAACAGUAUUUGCCUAUUCCUGUGGCCACCAGCCAACCUCCGCCUCCGGAAACGAAUGCGCUAACGUACAACCAGUACCUGGAGGUGGUGAAGCUACAAAUUGGCUACGCCAAGGAUAUUCACGACACAUUAAUCUGCGCUGCACAGAAUAUUUCUCCCAGCGAAUGAUAGACAGCAGCUAUAGGUGAUGCACCAAUUGAGAGAAGGAUAGUGUACUUUAUUUGUUCGUUAUGGCAUAUGUUAAGAAAUGAGCAUGAUCGAAUGAAGGAGGCAGCCCUCGUCGGUCCAGUCUGUCACGAUUCGCUCAUAACGAUCGUCUAUAAAAUAUAACUAAGCUUAUAAGACUAAGAUUAAGAACGUUUUACGAUUAUUUUUCGCUGUCCGUAAAUACAACGUUGUC